This is a messenger RNA of Cladocopium goreaui, 1134 nucleotides long. The record is from the annotation of a GenBank genome assembly. Lineage: Eukaryota; Dinophyceae; Suessiales; Symbiodiniaceae.
AGCUCAUGUCUGGUUCCAAGGGUUGAGGGGUUGCCGACCAAAAGAGAGAGGGGAAUCAUGUCGUUUUCACCACAGUCGUCGCGCCGAACGGAAAACCGAGAUGGUCGUGCAGCUUCGGACUCAUGUUCAGAAAAAUCUUUUGGCACAAUGGCAUCGCCCGAGACGAUCCAAUUCAAGACAAGUACUACGGCGACGGAUCGUCGUUUCAAGAUCGCGGGCAUGAAUGCUCGCAUGGUGGAGGCAAAGACGAAGGUCUUGCAAAAAAUGAAGCAGCGGCAAGACAGUCAAGGAGGCGAAUCAGAUGAUGCGAACCGCCUUACACCCGAGGUGCCCUUAUCAGGACGUUCUGCAGCAUCUUCCAUGGCGAUGUCAACGUUGCCAGCCUCGCAGAGAGGUCCUAGUACCGCUACGAUAACCCUUGAGGAUGUGCAUUCCAAGGUGCAGAGCAGGCAGUUGGAGGAGAUGAUGGAGGAGAUGAUGACCUUGAGCAAUCAACUUGGCGACCAAAAGAAGCAGAUCGAUCUGCUAAGCUCCACAACUGCCAGCAUCGCAUCUCAGAAGAGCUUGGAAGACUUCAUGGCACGCAUGGAGGAGCAGCACAAAGAACAUGUGGAAGAGAUGCUCCAUCUUCAAAAAUCCUUCCCGACUGAGAGUGAGUGUCAAGGGCUUCGUAUCGAGCUAAAUGCUUCGAAGAGCAGGCAGCAGUCUUUGGAAGAGCAGCAGGUACUGCUGGAAAGAUCUUGGGCCGAGGAGAAAGCUGCUUUGGAGAAGGAACUGGCACGGCUCCGUUCACGAGAAACGACUUUGAUGCAACAGUUGAAGCAGGCAAUUGCUGAGAGCCCCCCGCCGAAGAUUGAAGAGAGUUUGCCACCUACGCCGCCGCGAAAGCCCCGGAUUCUUUUGGGCAUAGCGGCUCUUGCGGGGCUCUUCCUGGCAGGCGUGGUGGCGGGCUUUGGGCGGCACCGUUCCACUCCUGAACCGCAUCACAAGGGGAUCGGUUUCUUGGGGGUGGACUUGAUGCGGGGCAAAAAUCUGCGGGACGCAGGGACGGUCGGACUCGUGGUAGGCCUUGCGCGAGACAUGCGGCAAAUUGAAGUCACAGGCACGGCGUGCGGUGAGUGCUGGGUGGGGUAG